Messenger RNA from Magnolia sinica, 1237 nucleotides. RefSeq names its product annexin D4. Lineage: Eukaryota; Viridiplantae; Streptophyta; Magnoliopsida; Magnoliales; Magnoliaceae. Gene Ontology annotation, cellular component: cytoplasm. Bases 99 to 1049 code for a protein of 316 amino acids. Gene Ontology annotation, molecular function: calcium ion binding; calcium-dependent phospholipid binding. The record is from RefSeq and is a predicted model, not a curated record. The transcript has 6 exons.
UACCCUCUGCGGGAAUGCAUAUAUAAAAGCAAGGCAGGACGGACAGACAGCGUCCCAUUCCUCAUUCCUUCCUCAAUUCCUGCACACCUUGUAGAAAAAUGGCUCAUUCCCUUGCCAUAGAAGAGUUUGAGGCGCUCACACGAGCUUUCUCAGGAUUUGGCGUGGACGAGAAAUCCAUAGUCACUGUAUUAUCAAAAUGGCACCCCGAACAGCGGAAGUCAUUCCGGAAGAGCUGCCCCCAAUUUUUCAAAGAGGAUGAUCGGUUUUUUGAGAGGUGGGAAGAUUAUCACAUCAAUAUAUUGGAAAGGGAAUUUGCCCGAUUUAAGAAAGCCACGAUACUAUGCACUUUGCAUCCAUCGGAAAGAGACGCUCGCUUGGCUUAUGAAGUCAUACACAAGGGCCAGCCAUCGGGCAUCCUUAUAGAGAUCGCUUGCACCCGAUCAUCCGAAGAGCUCUUGGGUGCAAGGAGGGCAUAUCAUUCCCUUUUCAACCACUCUAUUGAGGAAGACGUUGCUUAUCAUGCCAGCGGAGCCAACCGAAGUCUCUUGGUUGCAUUGGUGAGCUCUUAUAGAUAUGAGGGAACAUGGGUGAAUGCAGAGAUUGCGAGAUCAGAGGCCAAGACCCUCGGUAAGGCUAUUAAGGAAGCAAGCAAGAAGAAGCUCAUCGAAAAUGAAGAUGUGGUAAGGAUUCUAUCUACAAGAAGCAAGUUACAGCUCAAAGUUACCUUCGACGAGUACGAGGAGAUGUUUGGGGAGGCCAUCGACAAGGAUCUAGAGGAUGAAUUGAGCUUACAAGAGACAGUCCAAUGCCUGAGCUCUCCUCCGAAGUAUUUCAGCAAGACACUGGACAUGGCUUUAAAGGGUGGUGUGAGUGAGAGCACGAAAGAAGCACUCACCCGAGUGAUUGUGACCCGCGCCGACAUUGACAUGAAGGAGAUCAAAGAAGAGUACCAAAAGGUCUAUGGAGUUCCCCUUGCCUUCAAAAUCGAAGAGGCAACAUGUGGGAACUAUAGGGACUUCUUGCUUGCUUUGGCUGGAAGAUCAAACUAACAGGGCACCUUCAUCUGCUUACUUUGAAAAAUCAUGUUCUAAGUCCCGAAAAUCCUUGCUUUACCGGUUCUUGUUCUACGGUCGAUGUUACAGUGACAUGCCUUUGUUUUGGUUGUGGAUGGUGGUAUUGUAUGGGUGACAUUUAAGGCUAUGUUCUAUUUCAAUAAUAUAUCACCAUCAUCAUACAG